Molecule: messenger RNA, 1079 nt
Organism: Vicia villosa (hairy vetch)
Lineage: Eukaryota; Viridiplantae; Streptophyta; Magnoliopsida; Fabales; Fabaceae
Product: thaumatin-like protein 1b
Exons: 2
Coding region: 1-729 (242 amino acids)
Biological process (GO): defense response
Cellular component (GO): extracellular region
Source: RefSeq, a predicted model, not a curated record
AUGGCAAUUACUCGUCUUGCUCUCUGCCUUAGCUUUGCAUUCCUCUUCUAUGUGGUUGGAGGAGCCAAAGUGACAUUCACAAACAAAUGUAGAUACACUGUAUGGCCAGGAACACUAACCGGAGACCAAAAGCCUCAACUUUCAACAACUGGUUUUGUGCUGGGACCUCAAGCAACCAACUCAGUGGACCUUCCUUCUCCAUGGUCAGGUCGCUUUUGGGCCCGAACCGGAUGCUCAAACAACAACGGAAAGUUCAGUUGCGCAACGGCCGAUUGCGCGUCUGGUCAAGUCGGGUGCAACGGUGCUGGCGCAAUUCCUCCAGCAACUUUGGUUGAAAUUACAGUAGCUUCAAAUGGAGGACAAGAUUUCUACGACGUGAGUAACGUCGACGGAUUCAACGUGCCGGUGUCCGUAACUCCACAAGGUGGGAGAGGUGAUUGCAAAACCUCGAGCUGUCCAGCGAAUAUCAACACUGUGUGUCCCGCUGAGCUUCAAGUGAAAGGCUCAGAUGGAAGUGUGGUUACUUGUAAGAGUGCUUGUUUGCAGUUUAACACAGAUGAAUAUUGUUGCCGUGGAAGUCAUAAUACACCGGCUACAUGCCCACCCUCAAAAUACGCUACGAUUUUUAAGAAUCAAUGUCAUGAUGCUUAUAGUUAUGCAUAUGAUGAUAAAACUGGAACUUUCACUUGCUUUGGUGGACCUAGCUAUGCUAUCACCUUCUGUCCUUAAUUUAAUGGCCAUCUUCGAAAAACAGUUAUGUCGCUGUUUAAAAUAAAAUAGGGGGUUAACCUCAAAGGGUUGGCUCAGUUGGCAAAUGAGCUUUCUCCAAAAAGAGACGGAACCGGCUAGUACCCGGGUUCGAUCCCGGCUGGAGUCAAAAACACCCUGAGGCCACGGUGCCGUUGCCUCCGAGCCCGGGUCCGGAUUAGUCACGUGGGGCCCCUUUCCCCCGCGGAUACCGGUCGGUUAACACCAAAAAAAAAAAAAAAUAAAAUAAAAUAGGGGGUUACAACUUACACACAUAAACAUGAACAUGUGUGAUAUAUAUAUGUAAACCUCAAAUAUGAAUAAAAUAUCAC